GAGGUUCCAUUGUCAACCCUUCGUCACCGGUUAGAAUGGCGGCUCGUCUAUUGGCUGCUGCGCUGUGGUGCGCUUUGGCCCUUCCCGGCUUGGCGUCGCCUCAGUCUUUGCCCGCUUCGGUCACGUGCGGCGAGGACAGCGUGAAGGCGGCGGCCGGCAUGGCCGUCCGGCACGUCAACCGAAAUCACAAGCACGGCUUCAAGUUCCGGCUGCACGAGGUGCAGAGCAGCGAAUACCGGCAGGUCUCGGGAGGCUGCCAUAUCGACAUCGACGUGAAGCUGCUGCAGACCAAAUGUCACUUCAGCAACCCCAAAGCCGAGGCCCAGUGCGAGCUGUGGCGGCAGAAUGAGCGGGGCGCGGUGGCCAUCUGCAGCGUGGAGUUUUGGGUCAUGUGGGGCGCGGCCAAAGUCACCCGCCACGAAUGCACCACCCGACCAGAGCCGUCCGACGAGGAGCUGCUGCUGAUUUGUCCGUCGUGCCCCAAGCUGUUGCCACUGGACGACCCGACGGGCGUCGGCGCCGUGCGGGACGCGGUGCUCAAGUUCAACCGGGAGAGCGAGCGGCCCAAUUACUUCGCCUUGCUGGAAGUGGCUCAGCUCACGAGCGUGAACGUCGUCACCAUCGGCACCAUCACCCAGCUCAAGUUCGCCCUGGUGGAGACCACGUGUCCCCGGGAGGCCGCGGCCACUUUCGCCGCCUGCACGCCUCGCUGCCCCGACCGAGCUCAUCACGUCUACUGCCGAACCUCCUACUACAAUUCCCACAGACAAGUGGGAGAACUCGAGUGCGAAACGUACCCGCCCAAGAAUGUGGAGUCCCUCCCGGCUGGCGAGCCGGAGCCCGUUUGCAGGCCGCUGUUCCACCAAAGUCCGGAAGCUUGCGUUUGCAAGGGCAGGCUGAAGAGUCCCGAGCCGUCCCUCCACCACAUUUGUCCCUUCCCGCUCAAGUGACUCCUGCAGAAA
Messenger RNA from Hippocampus zosterae (dwarf seahorse), 962 nucleotides. Its product is annotated as alpha-2-HS-glycoprotein-like. Gene Ontology annotation, biological process: negative regulation of endopeptidase activity. The coding region runs from base 36 to 950 and encodes 304 amino acids. Gene Ontology annotation, molecular function: cysteine-type endopeptidase inhibitor activity. Gene Ontology annotation, cellular component: extracellular region. The record is from RefSeq and is a predicted model, not a curated record. The transcript has 7 exons. Lineage: Eukaryota; Metazoa; Chordata; Actinopteri; Syngnathiformes; Syngnathidae.